AUGCUCGGCUCAUACAGUCCAGUCCAACAUCAAGGCUUGGCAACCACCUCAGCGUCCCACAUCGAAGUCACGGGCAUUGUGGAUGGGCUUGCACGCCGCCGCCCUGGUCGAUUCCAGAAGAUUGAGCCAACUCACUGGGAGACCCACAAGUCUGAGAUUCGCCAGCUGUACCUAAGUGGAAAGACAUUGGAUGAGAUCAGAAAGCAUAUGAAAAUGUCUAGGGGCUUCAAAGCAAGCAAAAGGCAGUAUGUUCAUCAGUUGAUAAGGUGGGGAAUACGGAAGUACAACGUGAACGCGUCGUCGGACGAUGAUGAGAAUCUUCAUGUGGACUGA
Diaporthe amygdali is the source of this 333-nucleotide messenger RNA. RefSeq lists its product as uncharacterized. The record is from RefSeq and is a predicted model, not a curated record. The transcript is spliced from 2 exons. Lineage: Eukaryota; Fungi; Ascomycota; Sordariomycetes; Diaporthales; Diaporthaceae. Bases 1 to 333 code for a protein of 110 amino acids.